AUGAAUAUUGCUUCUUCUUGUCCAAUUUUAAUGACUAAUAACUAUUACGCGCAGUUCGUAGCGCAAACUGUCAAGAAUGUGGAAGGCGAUAUUGAUGUGGUAUUAACACAUUCUAAGAGUGUUUAUGAGCAAACUACUAAAAUUGAAGCAUCACAGUUGCAACUAAAAGAAGGCCAAGAGGACAUGAAGAGGAAUUUAGAGGAUGGAGUAGCAUUGCUUAAAGAAUCUUAUAGUUAUUUGGGGAAGGAAAUUGAAAAGUUGAGAGAUGAAGCCAUUGAGAUUGAGAAUGAGGUGAUCAAAGUUGGCGAUGCAAUGUCAUCGAAGAUGAACAAUUUACAAAACAAAGCCCAAGAUAUUGGAAAUAUGGCCGGGAUCUCUUUAGAUAAACAACAACAACUUUUAGACGGACAGUCCACCGCACUCAAAGGACUAAAUUCAUUGAAUGAACUUCAAUUCAAAGCACUCGAAGAGAGCAGGAAAAGCUUGCAAUAUUUUGCACAAUAUGGACAUAGGCAACAAGAAGAGCUUCUUAAGAGGCAGGAACAAAUUCAAGGACUACAUGAUAGGUUAAUGGAAAAUUCAAAAACAAUAUUGUCUGCUCAGGAAUCCUUUGAAGCAAAACAGGCUACUAUGUUUGUUGCAUUGGAUAAACUUUUUGCUUUGCAAAAUGCCAUGUUGCUUGAAUCAAGAGUUAUUAAAGCUUUCUUCAUUUAUUUCAUAUCGAUCUGUGUCGUCUUUAUGUUGACUAGCACGAAACUGACCUAUAAUAUCAGACCUUUACUUUACAUCGAACUUUGUGCUACUCUCGUGGUUGAAGUACUACUUAUUCGUUUAAUAAGCGACGACAACAUGGAGAAACAAACAUGGAUUAUCAACAAAGUGAGGUUACUUUUCAUGGUAGCGGCUUUGGUUCAACUUUUAUACGCAAUUUGCACGUACAAAGACUUUGAAAGGAUGAACCAUCAAAUGCUACUAACACUAGUUAACAAGAUUAACAACAUUCAAAAUAUAGAAGAGACGUCUUCAAACCUCGAUAAUGAUGAUGACGAUAUAAAUUGGUCUCAAUGGAUAGAUAACGAUUUAUCUAAAGAUGUCAAUGAUCUGGAUGAUCCCGACUUUAUAAUUCCAGAAGAAGUUGCAGAAAAAUCAAUCAUAAUCUCUCCAAAUACAAAAAGUUAUAAUUUACGCUUGCUCAACCGGUUACAUUAA
Vicia villosa (hairy vetch) is the source of this 1209-nucleotide messenger RNA. RefSeq names its product protein GAMETE EXPRESSED 1-like. The record is from RefSeq and is a predicted model, not a curated record. The coding region runs from base 1 to 1209 and encodes 402 amino acids. NCBI's taxonomy places the organism in Eukaryota, Viridiplantae, Streptophyta, Magnoliopsida, Fabales, Fabaceae. The transcript has 6 exons.